AUGUAUGAACGCUCGAAAUCCGGCAUCUACUCUAACGAGCAAACCCUGAGCCGGGUCCCGUCAAAACAAACUCCCACGAGCCUGCCCCAGCUGAACACCAACGUGGCUUAUUCCAACAUUCAUCCCUUCUCAGCAUCCUCAGGCGACACAAACAGCACCCGCAGCGCGCAGAGCCCCCAAGACCUCGCAACGCGCAAUGCCGCCCCUUUCUCUCAACAGCCAUCGAUGGUCCUCCCUCCACUGCAAACUGCAUUUAGCCCUGCCAGCCAGAUCAAUAAUCCGUUCGCCUUGCCCACGGACGUCACCUCCGACGUGAACAGCGCCGCCCAAUACGGCGCCGGAACGAUGCAGACCAUGGACACGGUGACCAGCGAUCGCUCGCGCAUGCCCGAUCCAAUCUACAACCAGUCCGAGCUUGCGCGCCAGGCCUCGACAGCCUAUGACCCGACCAGAAGAGCUGUGUACCGGGCCUCGGAGCUGUCGUCCAUCUCUUCUGGGUUCGGGGACGGGGACAUCAUCGUGCCGCCGCCACCAGCAGCGCUGCAGCAAGGUCUUGCGCCUCGGCCCGUGAGCUUCGCCAAGUCUGUGGUCAACCGGAGCGAGGAGGAGAACCGCGGCCAGAGGGACACUGUAUAUACCACCACGAGCGAAGACAUGCCGCCGCGAUACAGAUCGGUCAACAGCUGGGUGAACCAGCAGACGGGGCGCAUCCAGAGACAGAAGCAGAGCGAGGACGACGAGGACGUUCCUCCUGUGCCGUCUCUGCCGGCCGAGGAGAGAUACACCAUGAUGAUGGACGACGAAGAGCCCAGGCGGUACGAGGAUAUCAUGUCGCCACAGCCACCGGUUCCCGCUCUGCCGACAAAGAGCGAGGCUGAGCAGCAGUCUUCCUAG
This is a messenger RNA of Cryphonectria parasitica EP155, 894 nucleotides long. RefSeq lists its product as uncharacterized. The coding region runs from base 1 to 894 and encodes 297 amino acids. The transcript has a single exon. The record is from RefSeq and is a predicted model, not a curated record. NCBI's taxonomy places the organism in Eukaryota, Fungi, Ascomycota, Sordariomycetes, Diaporthales, Cryphonectriaceae.